Messenger RNA from Chrysochloris asiatica (Cape golden mole), 3644 nucleotides. It is a transcript of the gene DDR1, whose product is annotated as discoidin domain receptor tyrosine kinase 1. Gene Ontology annotation, molecular function: collagen binding; protein tyrosine kinase collagen receptor activity; ATP binding. The record is from RefSeq and is a predicted model, not a curated record. Gene Ontology annotation, biological process: cell surface receptor protein tyrosine kinase signaling pathway; protein phosphorylation; multicellular organism development. Lineage: Eukaryota; Metazoa; Chordata; Mammalia; Afrosoricida; Chrysochloridae. The transcript has 17 exons. The coding region runs from base 185 to 2809 and encodes 874 amino acids. Gene Ontology annotation, cellular component: signaling receptor complex; membrane.
CUCCCGACACCAGAGCCCCGCCGGCGCCUAGCGCUCGCGGCUCCUGGCUCCUCCGCCUCCCCCUCCCCUUGGCCCCGCCGCCCGCCUAGGAGGUCCCACUCCCGGCUCGGACGCCUGGGUCGGCAGGGUAGAGCGAUGAGAGAGAUGCUGCCCCCACCGCCUUAGGCCCCAGGGAUCAGGAACUAUGGGGCCUGGGGCCCUCUCAUCUCUACCACUGCUGCUGCUCUUGGUGGCAACCGGAAAUGCUGACAUGAAGGGACACUUUGACCCUGCCAAAUGCCGCUAUGCCCUGGGCAUGCAGGAUCGGACCAUUCCCGACAGUGACAUCUCUGCUUCCAGUGCUUGGUCAGACUCCACCGCUGCCCGCCACAGCAGGCUGGAGAGCAGUGAUGGGGAUGGAGCCUGGUGCCCAGCAUCACCAGUGUUUCCCAAGGAGGAGGAAUACUUGCAAGUGGAUCUGCGGCAACUGCAUCUGGUGGCUCUGGUGGGCACCCAGGGACGCCAUGCUGGGGGCUUAGGCAAGGAGUUCUCUCCUAGCUACCGCCUGCGUUAUUCCCGGGAUGGCCACCGCUGGAUGGACUGGAGGGACCGCUGGGGUCAGGAGGUGAUCUCAGGGAACGAGGACCCUGGGGGCGUGGUGCUGAAGGACCUUGGUCCCCCUAUGGUGGCCCGACUGGUUCGAUUCUACCCUCGGGCUGACCGGGUCAUGAGUGUCUGCCUUCGGGUAGAGCUCUAUGGCUGCCUCUGGAGUGAUGGACUCCUAUCGUACACAGCCCCCGUGGGGCAGACCAUGUACCUCGCUGAGGCUGUGCAUUUCAACGACUCCACCUACGAUGGACACACUGUUGGCGGGCUGCAGUAUGGAGGUCUGGGCCAGCUGGCAGACGGUGUAGUGGGGCUGGAUGACUUUAGGAAGAGCCAGGAGCUUCGAGUCUGGCCGGGCUAUGACUACGUGGGAUGGAAUAACCACAGCUUCCCCAGUGGUUAUGUGGAAAUGGGGUUUGAGUUUGACAGGCUGAGGGUCUUCCAGGCCAUGGAGGUCCACUGCAACAAUAUGCACACUCUGGGAGCCCGUCUGCCUGGCGGGGUGGAGUGUCGCUUCAAGCGGGGCCCUGCCUUGGCCUGGGAGGGGGAACCUGUGCGCCAUGCCCUGGGGAGCAGCCUCGGGGAUCCCAGAGCCCGGGCUGUCUCAGUGCCCCUGGGGGGCCGUGUGGGCCGCUUCCUGCAGUGCCGUUUCCUCUUUGCGGGACCUUGGCUACUCUUCAGUGAGAUUGCCUUCAUUUCAGAUGUUGUGAAUGACUCAUUUCCAGCUCUGGGGGGCACUUUCCCGCCAGCUCCCUGGUGGCCACCGGGCCCACCUCCUACCAACUUCAGCACCUUGGAACUGGAGCCCAGGGGCCAGCAACCUGUGGCCAAGGCCGAGGGGAGCCCAACUGCCAUCCUCAUCGGCUGCCUGGUGGCCAUCAUCCUGCUGCUCUUGCUCAUCAUCGCCCUCAUGCUUUGGCGGCUGCACUGGCGUAGGCUCCUAAGCAAGGCUGAGCGCCGGGUGUUAGAAGAGGAGCUGACAGUUCAUCUCUCUGUCCCUGGUGACACCAUCCUCAUCAACAACCGCCCAGGUCUUCGAGAACCACCCCCUUACCAGGAGCCACGGCCUCGUGGAAAUCCACCCCACUCUGCUCCCAACAGCUCUGCCUGCAAUGGGGACUACAUGGAACCUGAGAAGCCGGGUGCCCCACUUCUGCCCCCUCCUUCCCAGAACAGCGUCCCCCAUUAUGCCGAGGCUGACAUUGUCACCCUGCAGGGAGUCACUGGGGGCAACACCUAUGCUGUGCCCGCACUGCCCCCAGGAGCGGUCGGGGAUGGGCCCCCCAGAGUGGAUUUCCCUCGGUCACGGCUCCGCUUCAAGGAGAAGCUUGGUGAGGGCCAGUUUGGGGAGGUGCACCUGUGUGAGGUAGAGAGUCCUCAAGAUCUAGUCAGUCUUGAUUUCCCCCUUAAUGUGCGAAAGGGACACCCCUUGUUGGUAGCUGUCAAAAUCCUACGGGCAGAUGCCACUAAGAAUGCCAGGAAUGAUUUUCUGAAAGAGGUGAAGAUCAUGUCACGGCUAAAGGACCCCAACAUCAUCCGGCUGCUGGGAGUGUGUGUGCAGGAUGACCCCCUCUGCAUGAUUACUGAUUAUAUGGAGAAUGGUGACCUAAACCAGUUCCUUAGCGCCCAUCAGCUAGAAGACAAGGCGGCUGAGGGGGCCCCAGGGGACGGGGACGCUGCCCAGGGGCCAACCAUCAGCUAUCCGAUGCUGCUGCACGUGGCAGCCCAGAUCGCUUCGGGCAUGUGUUAUCUGGCCACACUCAACUUUGUGCAUCGGGACCUGGCCACAAGGAACUGCCUGGUUGGGGAAAACUUCACGAUCAAAAUCGCUGACUUUGGCAUGAGUCGGAACCUGUACGCUGGGGACUAUUACCGUGUGCAGGGCCGGGCAGUGUUGCCCAUCCGCUGGAUGGCCUGGGAGUGCAUCCUCAUGGGGAAGUUCACCACUGCAAGUGACGUGUGGGCCUUUGGGGUGACCCUGUGGGAGGUGCUAAUGCUCUGCCGGGCCCAGCCGUUUGGUCAGCUCACUGAUGAGCAGGUCAUCGAAAAUGCGGGGGAGUUCUUCCGGGACCAAGGCCGGCAGGUGUACCUGUCCCGGCCCCCUGCCUGUCCGCUGGGCCUAUAUGAGUUGAUGCUGCGGUGCUGGAGCCGGGAGCCUGAGCAGCGACCACCCUUUUCCCAGCUGCAUCGGUUUCUGGCAGAGGAUGCGCUCAACACAGUGUGAAUCCCAGCAUUCGGCCAUUAGGGAGAAUUCAGGGGAAGCAAAAAGAGAGGACUGAUGGAACUCCGCCUCGUCACCCCCAUCACCUCUGAAUCCUGUGAUUGCACCUGCCAAGGGAGCGACACCCUUCCUGCCUGGACAUGCUCUCAUGCACCUCCUUGUACCUACUCCCAUCUCUACUCCUGGAAGCUCCCACCACCCACCCAGCUGGCCCUGUGGAUGGGAUCCUCUCUGACCUCUUCCGGCCAUCCCUUGGGGGAGGGUGGGGGCAAAGACAGGGCAGACACUGGAUGUGGCCUGUUGGAGCAGCUGGGCCCCACUGGACAACACUGGUUUCUGGAGAGAUGGCUGUGGGCCCCCACCCCCACCCCACCCCAGCCUCUCUUUCAUUUCCGUCACACACUGGACUCUUCUGGCUGAGAAUUUGUGGGGUGAGGACAAGGGAGAACAGCGCAUUCCCAGGUGCCCACUCCUGACAUGGUCCUCAGCUUUGGUUUCUCCUUCCUCCAUCCCCUGAAACACUGGACCUGGGGGUGAUCACAGCCCCCACCCCCACUUCCUUCUGCCGUUGUGUAGCUAGAACGUCUCUAAAGCUCUACGAUUCUGUGGAAUAAUACUGGGAUUAGGGGAAAGAGGGAGCAAUGGCCUGUGGCCCUGGGCUUGGACAUCUCUAUUGUAGCUGCCACAUUGGUUUUUCUAUAAUCACUUCUAGAGGGGUUUGUACAUUUUUUUUUUGAGGGAAGAGACACAGAUUUUUACACUAAUAUAUGGACCUAGCUCAAGGUAAUUUUAAUCCCCUGCUCUAGGCAGGUAAUAAUAAAGGUUGAGUUUUCCACAA